This is a messenger RNA of Pseudomassariella vexata, 1373 nucleotides long. RefSeq lists its product as uncharacterized. Gene Ontology annotation, molecular function: DNA-binding transcription factor activity. The record is from RefSeq and is a predicted model, not a curated record. The coding region runs from base 49 to 1041 and encodes 330 amino acids. The transcript has 4 exons. Gene Ontology annotation, biological process: regulation of DNA-templated transcription. Lineage: Eukaryota; Fungi; Ascomycota; Sordariomycetes; Amphisphaeriales; Pseudomassariaceae.
GCAUGCGGAAAUCGACAACUGUUGACUGUGCCCUUUUGAUCCUACGCUAUGUCCUCUGAAUUCAACUCUGAACGCGCCAUAUCCGAAGAUAAUGGAAGGACCAUGGACGGCAUCGAAAAGAAAAGAGCUCAGAAUAGACUUGCGCAACGGAAUUAUCGUCGAAACGUCAAACAAAGAAUUCGUGAGCUGGAGGAACAAGUGGCGACACAGGCGAGCAUGCUUACUCUAUUAAGCGGACACACCGAAACCAAUAUGAAUAUCAACUCAUUAGCACUCACCCCCAACAUGAAUGAGCACGGAAGUUCAGGUGGUCUAGGUGCUUCUAACGAGUACGAGAAUUUUGAUCCGCAAUGUACAUUCCCAGUUCCGGAUGUCCUUGAGGCCCGCUCAGCAUAUUCUAGUGGCUCUAACGGCAUAGUGACGAAUGAUGAAGUAAAGCGAGCUUCGAAUUGUGCAGCUCCAGCUUUGGGAUCUGAAACUCCUAGCAGUCAUAUGAAUGAUUCAGACAGAAUUUACUCCGCCCAUAAAUCAAUUGACACCAUGGCUACGACACCUUCAUCUCAAAGCGCGCGCAGUGCGAGCACUUCAUCAUGGUCGUAUUUUAACAGUAACACAACUUCUUCUGUAGAUGCUUCUACACGAACUCCACCAGCGUCGACACUCGAAGCCAAGAUAGAGCGCAUAAUACAGGUAGCGAAGGAUUCUGGAUUCGAAAGUUUUGACGCCGCUAUCUGCUGCUACUACACGGCGAAGUUCGAACUGCCGGCCUGCUUGGUCAAUCAGCAAAGCAGCAGGACGCAUCAGUUGCCUGAAUUACUUGGCAAGAUUCGGGUUGAAAUACAAAACUGGGAGCCAAAUGAAUCGCAUUGCUAUCGACAAGAGAUACAUCGCUCCUCAGAGCAAUUACUAUUAUCGGAUCUUCUUCACUUCCACAAGUCGGCUGGCAAAGACUUACUGGCGCUGAUGAAAUCGUACAUGACUCAGCAAGUACCUAUCGAUUGGAAGCAUCUAGCGUGUCUCCUUCAGACCGAAGUAAGUUGAAGAUCGGCAUGAUUAGUUGACAAAAAGGUCUAAUCGAAUUAGCUUUCCGAGCUUUGGUAUUUCAGUAGCACUUUGCUUCACCAGUCAGUUGGACUGAACGGCUCACGAAUCCACUCACAGCUAGCAGCACUAGUUACUUCUUUGCUCUAUAUGCUCUACAGUUGCCCACUUGGUGACUGCAUGGAUAUGCUCAUUUACAUGCUCGGAUGCAUCAAAGCAUAAGAAGUUAAAUAGACCCUUGCUUGGGCCACUUCUCCCCUCCUCUCACCCCACUUUUAUUUUCUCUUUCGUGGACUGUGGACCUCACAUCAUACCAUCCCCAGAACAACAUC